AUGGCCAUACACUUCUUCAUUGCCACUGUUGCGAUGCAAAUGACACCGACAAAGGAUCAGCAGCCAUUGAGCAUGGCUGCACCACAGCAGAAAUCAUCACGGCCAGAGCGCAAGCGACCGGAUCACCCGCCCCAUGAAUCCACAACUCGGCAUCUCCUUAACGCGAGAAAAUGGACGGUACUCCAGACCUCUAUCGGCGGACGAAGUGUUAAGAAAUCUGCAAGUCUAGGCACAAAAUAUGAAAGGGGGAUGGUUUGCGAGUUCCAUCCUGACAGCUUUGCCGCACUACGUCGUGAAUAUUCUGUCUUAUCUAUUAUUUCUCAGAUCCCCUCCCCGAUCGGCCACCCUCGCAUCAUAAGUGCCGAUUUCGAAUCUGGUGUUCUUGUGCUAGCCUGCCCGAAGGUCUACUGGACGCCACUUUGGCGGCGUGUCAACGAGCCAGCCCUUGAUCUCGAUUCAUUACUUCAGAUGAAACGUGAAUUGCUCGACUAUAUCCAAUUAUUGUACCUCAAAGGUGUUGAAUAUAAAGUCAAACCGAACAAUCUGUUUCCUCUCAGAAAAUCGGCUGGCGGCUGGCUACUAUAUUUGGGUGGGUGGGUGGAGACGGAUUUUUGUUCCACACCAGGUCGAAUCCAAUCAGCCGAGUGGAAGGCGCAAGAGAAAGAGCAGUUGAAUGAGGUAGAGCGGAUGUUUACUGAACUCUGUGCUCGUGUGAAUGAAAGAGAUAAAGCGGUAUGUAAUGUGGCCAAACACGAUGAUCAAAGAUGA
This is a messenger RNA of Penicillium vulpinum, 768 nucleotides long. RefSeq lists its product as uncharacterized. Lineage: Eukaryota; Fungi; Ascomycota; Eurotiomycetes; Eurotiales; Aspergillaceae. Bases 1 to 768 code for a protein of 255 amino acids. The record is from RefSeq and is a predicted model, not a curated record. The transcript is spliced from 2 exons.